AUGGCCCUGCCAUGGUUCCAGCUCCCAGCAGAGAUCCGCAACAAGAUCUACGAGUAUGCCUUCGAGUCCCUCGUCUUCACACCGCUCCAACCGCCGUCCAACGUGGACGGACCCAAGCCCCGUCGACCGCAUUCCACCGCAUUUGCGUCCCUGGCCGUGUGCAGAAAGUGGCAGAGUGAGGUGACACCGUACCUCCUGCCACGGGCCACGUUCGAUUUCACCGACCACCCGGGAGACCCGCCGCCCCAGCUCCUCUCUGCCACCACCCAGGCAGCCUGCGCGGUGAUGCGGCACGUGGUGAUCCUGGAAACGCACUGCUUCAGCACGGAUUGGCUGCACGACGUGCUGGGCAAGAUGGCCCACCUGCAGACUGUGACCAUCCGGAAGCUGAGGAAGACCGGGCCCGUGGAUGGCAGCGUCUUUGACGGCCCACGGUUGACGCAGGAUUUCAUCGAGAGGGUCAAGUGCAACCCGGUCAAGACCCUGUUGACGGGAUAUCGGUUCGAUCAUAUAUAUAUCAAGGAGAUGCUGAAAGGUCGUCAAGGUUGGCAGGAGAGAAGACUCUUGCUAGAAGGGACACUGUGGCUGGGGGACAAUGCGGAGGAUGUUCACUCAAAGUUCGCCAUCGACCUGGACUCGUGGCGGGUGCGGAUCGAGGGCGUCCUCGAAGGAGGCACGGUAUACGAAGUCCAAGCAACCGAGCCUGUCCCGGUCAAACCCGCCCGUUUCGAGGACGAGGAGGGCAUGUUCGAGUACCUGAUCAGCCAGCAUUGGGCGUCCUUGCAGCACAGCCAGGGCAUCUACUGA
Fonsecaea erecta is the source of this 807-nucleotide messenger RNA. RefSeq lists its product as hypothetical. NCBI's taxonomy places the organism in Eukaryota, Fungi, Ascomycota, Eurotiomycetes, Chaetothyriales, Herpotrichiellaceae. The record is from RefSeq and is a predicted model, not a curated record. Bases 1 to 807 code for a protein of 268 amino acids. The transcript is spliced from 2 exons.